Molecule: messenger RNA, 1117 nt
Organism: Lycium barbarum (goji berry)
Lineage: Eukaryota; Viridiplantae; Streptophyta; Magnoliopsida; Solanales; Solanaceae
Exons: 8
Coding region: 99-665 (188 amino acids)
Molecular function (GO): LPPG:FO 2-phospho-L-lactate transferase activity
Source: RefSeq, a predicted model, not a curated record
ACUACAGUUAACACUUUUCCUUGUUGCACGUAACUGAUGUGUAGGAUGGAACUGUUAUACGCGGACAAAAUGAAAUAUCUCAUCCAACCCAUGGGUCCAUGCAACCAAUAGACAAGGAUGCCUCUUCAGCCCCAGCACUUCCUUCUAGAAUAAAACGGGUAUUCUACAUGUCCAGUGAAGGGAGCAACUUACUGCAUGAGGUCUUCCCCAGUUUAAAUCCCACUGUGUUGGAACAGUUGAGAAGCGUUGACUGUAUCGUAUUUGGCAUGGGCUCCCUCUUUACUUCCAUCUGUCCCUCUCUGGUUUUACUUGGAGUGGGGGAAACCAUCUCUUUGCGGUCUUGUCCCAAGGUACUUCUGUUGAAUGGUACUCAUGAUCGAGAAACUAGUGGCUUUAGUGCUUCUUGCUUUGUGACUGCCAUUACUGAUGCCUUAAAUCGAACUUAUGGAGGUCCUCAUAAUUGUCUUAAAAAUUCUCCAAACAAAUAUAUCAACACCCUUCUGGUGCCGAAAGAUGGCCAAAUACCUGUGGAUGUAGAAAGCCUGGCUUCUCAAGGAAUUUUCAAUGUGGUCACUGUGGAUUCCAUCCAUGAUCCAAAAGUGGGUGUGCUUUUUGAUCCCAAAUCACUGAUUCAAGCACUUUACAAUCUGUUGACUAACGCAUGAGCCUGAAUGCUACUGUGACUCGUCAAGCCUUAAUUUAUCGGAAAUUUCGGAGCUUGUGGCACAGUAGUCUUCUGAAGUUUCUCCCUUUUUGCACAACUUGCAAUGCUAUGGCAGAAUCUGAAGAGAAACAGGCUCUUCCUGAACACUUGUAGAUAACAAUUCAAGCAGCUCUGCAUUGAUUUCUCCAUGAAGUCUGAAGGAUGAUGGUAUGACUUCCAUAGUUCCACGUAGGCAUUGGCUUUGAUCUUAUUCAGCAGCUCUCACUGGGAAAGAAUACCGUGAAUUUAUCUGAAACCCAUCUGUUGUUUCAAAUUAUAAACGAAUUUGGACAUGUACAGAAUGAAUUUUUUUUUGCCAACCACAACUUGUUUGGGGUUGAAGCAUAAUAGUGGUUGUACAUAAUUAAAUUUUCUGUAUAUCAAGAACCUUAUUUUUUAAGGAAAAUAUUCACU